Messenger RNA from Anisakis simplex (herring worm), 512 nucleotides. Lineage: Eukaryota; Metazoa; Nematoda; Chromadorea; Rhabditida; Anisakidae. The record is from the annotation of a GenBank genome assembly.
GUAUGGGAGGAUGUACUGAUAAUCCAUGUGUACGUGGUUGUAUAUGUUUUUUCCGAUGGGUACCCGUGGUUUUGAUACUUGCCGUUAUUGUAUGGGCUUACUAUGCUUAUGUUGUUCAGUUAUGUUUCUUCGAUAUUUUUGUGGUUGAUGCAGGUCAUUGUUUGUUUCAGUUCUAUUUGACGUCGGAAAUUCGUCGAGACAUGGAGAUGGCCGCAGACGAUACGGAGUGUCGUCAAAUAUUAGAAAGAUUCGUUCGUUUGAAUCAAAUACCAGUCACAAAUUUAUCUUUUGAUGGAAGUAAGCUUUCUUUUCUUAGCCUUAUUGAAUUUUUAAAGAAUUUAUCAUUUUCAAAUAAUUUCAAUGUUCAUUUCUCCAAUACUGUCCUCCUAUUAUUCUCAUUAUGCUUACUGUUGUUAUUAUUAAUAUUUUUUGUUCACAAGAAAAAAGUUUCUGAACGAUUGGCAUUCGAUAAUUUACAGGCACUCGUUAUUGUUAUAAAUGUAUGUGUGUGA